Messenger RNA from Osmerus eperlanus (European smelt), 3336 nucleotides. It is a transcript of the gene pou3f2b, whose product is annotated as POU class 3 homeobox 2b. NCBI's taxonomy places the organism in Eukaryota, Metazoa, Chordata, Actinopteri, Osmeriformes, Osmeridae. The transcript has a single exon. Bases 97 to 1224 code for a protein of 375 amino acids. Gene Ontology annotation, biological process: regulation of transcription by RNA polymerase II; brain development. Gene Ontology annotation, cellular component: nucleus. The record is from RefSeq and is a predicted model, not a curated record. Gene Ontology annotation, molecular function: RNA polymerase II cis-regulatory region sequence-specific DNA binding; DNA-binding transcription factor activity, RNA polymerase II-specific.
UGGCACAGAGCCUGGGAGACGCCUGUGGCAGCGAGCGGAGUAACUGUCAAAUGCAAGGUUUCUUUAAUAAGAGCUAUCAGUCCUGCUCUGAGAGACAUGGCGACCACAGCGUCUAACCACUACAGCAUCCUCACCUCCAGCGCCUCCGUCGUGCACUCGGAGCCCGGAAACAUGCAGCAAGGCACGCCGUACAGGGACGCGCAGACCCUGUUGCAGAACGACUACACACUGCAGAGCAACAGUCACCCGCUCAGCCACGCGCACCAGUGGAUAACAGCGCUGUCUCACGGGGAGGGCGCCCCGUGGUCGAGCAGUCCCCUUGGCGAGCAGGACAUCAAGCCCUCGGUGCAGGGCACGAGGGACGACAUGCACAACUCCCCCAACCUCCAGCACCAGCAGCGUCCACCACACCUGGUGCAUGCGCCGCACGGGAACCACCACGACGCCCGAGCCUGGAGGACAACCACCGCGGCUCACAUACCGACCAUGGCAACUUCUAACGGACAGAGUCUGAUUUAUUCUCAGCCCGGGUUUGGUGUGAACGGACUGAUUCCAGGUAGCGGACAGGGAAUGCACCACCACAACCUGAGAGACGCACACGAGGAGCAUCACAGCCCGCAUCUCAGCGACCACGGACACCCGCCGUCCCAGCAGCACCAGCAAAACCAUCACGACCACUCGGACGAAGACACGCCGACCUCCGAUGAUUUGGAGCAGUUCGCCAAGCAGUUUAAACAGCGAAGGAUCAAGCUGGGCUUCACGCAGGCAGACGUGGGUCUCGCCCUGGGGACGCUCUAUGGAAACGUGUUCUCCCAGACCACCAUCUGUAGGUUUGAGGCCCUGCAGCUCAGCUUCAAGAACAUGUGCAAGCUGAAGCCUCUGUUGAACAAGUGGCUGGAGGAGGCGGACUCGACCUCGGGCAGUCCCACUAGCUUGGAUAAAAUUGCUGCCCAAGGAAGGAAAAGGAAAAAACGGACCUCCAUCGAGGUAAGCGUAAAAGGGGCUUUGGAGAGUCAUUUCUUAAAGUGCCCAAAACCCGCGGCCUCAGAGAUUACGUCCUUGGCGGACAGCCUGCAGCUGGAGAAGGAGGUGGUCAGGGUUUGGUUCUGUAACCGGAGACAGAAGGAGAAACGGAUGACUCCUCCCGGUGGACCGCUCCCUGGGACCGAAGAUGUGUACGGGGACACGCCGCCACAUCACGGAGUCCAAACGCCGGUCCAAUGAACAGCUGUUUUUAUUUAUCCUGAACAUUAUAUAUAAACCACUGGACUAUAUUGAUAGAGGGUGUUUUAUAGUUGACAGAGAGGAGAGUAAGAGAGUUCUCACACAAGAUCUGCUUUGAAUAUCGUUGAAAACUGAAUAGCAAUGGAGAUUACGUUUUCUUCACGAGCUGUAAGAGAGCAUAGUAGGCUCUGUUUUUCGAGGAUAUGCCUAUGUGAUUCGACGCAGUUUUUAGGUGUAGCCCUAUUGUGGAUUGAAAAAAACACUUGACCUGAAGGGAAUCCUGAUUCAAAAGCUUCUUAACUUGACGGUUUACAUUGUCGACUUUUCUAGUGUAUUGAAUCUGUAAGGGUGAUCCCCAAUUCCAGUUGUGUUCUGGACGUGUGCAUCCUGCAGAGAGCCCUAUAGACCUGUAACUCCAGCUGUCCCAAACACUCAGCACUGCCAUUUAUCACCCAGUUAUGUUUGACAUUCAGCAUUGUUGUUGGGUGUUCCAUUUAAUUAUAAGGUAGCUGCUAGUUAGCCCUUUAUUAUGAUCAAUUAUUGCGUGAUAGGCCUACGUUAUUAUUAUUUUAUUGUUAUUGUUGUUAUUAUUAUUAUUAUUAUUAUUAUUAUUAUUGUUGUUGUUGUUAUUAUUAUUAUUGUCAUCGUUAUUAUCAAGCCAAUAUUAAACGCAGCUAUACUAAACUAGAAUAAUUUCGUUCGGCUGUAGGGAGUUUUUAUAUUCUGGACCAUCAACCUCCUCUCUUGCAGUGAUAUAGGAGCACGUGCAGUUCUAAACACAAAAGGCUGCCAACAGUGAGCCUCGCGCCAUGCAGGCAGGUCACGGAAGGGCUACGUGGCGACGAAAACCUGGCACUUUUCUCAAAAAGAAAUACAGCAAGUUCCACAGAACAUUGUGAACUAUUUUGUAUAUAAUGUAAAACAUGACAUCAUGGCUUAUUCUCACUGGGGCACUUUUUUCUUUCAAUGUUUUAAACCAAACAAGCUAUAGCAGUUUAUUUUUUUAUUCCAAAUGAUUUGGCACAAUAUUAUUAUAUUUCUUAUGUUUCUAUUUAAAGCUAUUUGUCACUGGAAUUAUUAUUGUUUACAAUGUAGCCUAAUGUUUUGCAUAUACAUGUACAGGCUACAUUUUGUUCAUGAAUUGUUUUUCAUAGGCCUCGAUAUUUUAAUUCGCUGUUAUAGUGAUAGGGUCGCUGUCAAUAUAAUUACAAUCAAACAUGUGCUUUAAAGACGAAUUAAGAUUAAUUUGGUAAUUGUGUUUUAAAUGAUUGGCCACUAAACUAUGAAUCAUACCAUAUUGGCAGAGAGGCGAUAUUUUCGCUGCAAUAUAUUCUAUUUAAAAGAUAUAUAUGUUUUUAAAUUCCUUUAAAAAGGAAAAAGAUAUUCAGAUAUCAUUUAUUGAUUAAUAUAAACAAAUGUUUCUAAACCUCCGAAACGUCAUUAUUAUUAUUAGUUUCAAUAUUAUUGGCUGAAUUAUUAGUUUGUUUAUUUUUGUCCUUUGGCCAUCUUCCAACCUUGUUUUUGGUAUGGCUGAUAUAUCCCAGAUUUGAUUGGGUGUCUUGUAAUCAAGGUUGUAAUUUAUUAUGAUACAAAGAUGUAAAUUAUACAAAGUAGCCUACGAGAGAUAAACCACAGUGGCAUGGAGAAGGCUAUUGAGGGACAUCUUUUUUUCAGCGAAUUGUCAUAACCAUCACCGUCACUGCUAAGUGUAUAUACAUAUUUUCUGAUAACCGUUAGAUUUGUUUGUAGCUUUGCUUUAUUUAAUGCAAAAUAAUAUCCAGGGACACGUGACCUCUCUCCGAAGCAACCUUCUCAGUCUUUCUUUGGAAGAAAAGAAACGUCAGAAACGUCAGUCAUGACUUGGAGAAUCUCCUGUAGCUUUAAGUAAUCCGUCAAUCCUACAAUUCAUUUAAAAUCAAGAAGUGGGAUGAUUUGAUUUGAUGUCAUUUCUUUUCAUGUGUUUAUUUUUUAUUAUUAUGAUUUUGUAUUUUGUUUGUCACAUUUUCUGGUCUGAGUGAACAAUGGGCUCAGUCACACGCGCAGAGAUGGUGAUAGAAAUAUGUUUAGGUAUUUCAUAACUUGGUAUUAUGAACAAAGACUUGCACAUUUUUA